AUGGAUUUUCAGAUAUGUAGUCCUCUUUUUCAUAUCCUCCUCCUCCCAAUCUUCUUCAUGAAAACCUGUGUUUCUGAAACACAGAUGUACCCCUUUACUUGUUCAGAUAAGAUUCAGUCAUGUAGUGCUCUUCUUUACCAGCACAAUGGAUAUCAGGUGGAUAAUGUGGCCUCGUUAUACUCGGUCAAUGCAUCAGCAAUCAAGCCUAUACCAUAUGCAGAUAGGCAAGAUUACUUGGUUUCUGUAAACUGCUUGUGCCAGAAUGUUGAUGGAACUCGAGGAUACUUCUAUGAUGUAGUCUACGAGCCAAAGCACGGUGAUAUUUUCUACGAGGUAUCAACUCAGAAUUUUAGCGGGCAAGUUUGGAGUAGCAGAGUAAAUACAAGUUUAAAUGUUGGAGAAAAUAAAACUCUGCAUCUUUUGUGUGGCUGUGUGGAGAUUGAGUCCCAAGUUGUGGUGACCUACACAGUUCAGCCAACUGAUACUCUCUCCUCCAUUGCAAAUCUACUUUCUGCUCAAGUUGAUGGAAUUGAGAAACUAAACACAUAUUUGAAAACCCCAGAUUUCAUAAAAGAAGGUUGGCUCUUAUAUGUGCCCAUGGAAAAAUAUGGACUCCCUAAUUCAGAGAAAGGGACAAAAAAGGCACACAAAUGGAUCCUACUCAUUGGGAUAUUGUCAGCUGUAACCUUACUCUCAGUAUGCACCUUGGCCAUAAUCCUAGUUGGGAGAAAAAGAAGGCAGGAUCCAAAAUCGUCAUUCAAAAACUCAAGUGCCAGAGCACAUUCCUUGCAGAGACAGUACACACAGAAAGAAAUAACACAAGAUAUCACAGUUUUUGAGUCAGAGAAACCAAGUUACUUCAGUAUUGAGGAGAUUGCAGAGGCCACAGGUGACUUUGAUGAGACUAGAAUAAUUGGCCGGGGGGGAUAUGGAAGUGUAUACCACGGUGUGAUAGGAGAGAAGGAAGUUGCAAUCAAGAAAAUGAGGUCUAACAACUCCAAGGAAUUCCUUGCUGAGAUCAAAGUGUUGUGCAAAAUACAUCACAAUAAUGUGGUGGAGCUGAUGGGUUAUGCCACUGGUAAUGACCACCUCUACUUGGUUUAUGUGUAUAUCCCGAAUGGCUCUCUUAGUGACCAUCUUCAUGAUCCAUUGAUGAAAGGUCAUCAGCCUCUCUCGUGGAGCGCAAGAACCCAGAUCGCACUUGAUGCUGCAAGGGGUAUAGAGUACAUCCAUGACCACACAAAAUCUCAAUAUGUGCAUCGCGAUAUAAAAACUACCAAUAUCCUGCUAGAUGAAGGGCUUAGAGCAAAGGUUGCAGAUUUUGGUUUAGCAAAGCUUGUUGGUAGAAGCAAUGAAGAUGAAUUUAUAGCAACCCGGCUUGUUGGAACGCCAGGAUACCUUCCACCUGAGUCUGUGAAAGAGAUGCAAGUGACUACUAAGACUGAUGUGUUUGCAUUUGGAGUAGUUCUUGCAGAGCUUAUAACCGGCCAACGUGCACUCAUCCGAGACAACCAAGAGCCAAAUAAGAUGAAGUCCUUGAUCACAGUAGUAAAUAAUAUCUUCAAUGAAGAAGAUGCAGCUUCGGCGUUGCAAGUACUGGUAGAUGGAAAUCUGAAAGACAAUUAUCCUCGAGAAGACGUAUACAAGGUAGAGUACAUAGAAAAUAUAUGAGUGAUGGUAUAAGAU
This is a messenger RNA of Salvia splendens (bonfire salvia), 1686 nucleotides long. Its product is annotated as lysM domain receptor-like kinase 3. Gene Ontology annotation, molecular function: ATP binding; transmembrane receptor protein kinase activity. Gene Ontology annotation, biological process: innate immune response; protein phosphorylation. The coding region runs from base 1 to 1671 and encodes 556 amino acids. The transcript has 9 exons. The record is from RefSeq and is a predicted model, not a curated record. Lineage: Eukaryota; Viridiplantae; Streptophyta; Magnoliopsida; Lamiales; Lamiaceae.